AUGGACUACGAUGCCUAUGAUGCGCUAUUGCAUCAUAUCUUCAAGCAAACGCAAGGGGAUGCCUGGUUCAAGCCAUCCUCCGAGAACAUACAUGCUGGCGUCUGCUUGCGCAUCAGUACAGGCCUGUUUCGCGUCUUUCCUUACGAGAAUCGGUAUUUGGAACCCUUCGAGGCUGCUGUCCGGGGCUUGAACCCUGUGGUUGCGGUCAAAGUCCGCAGCGCUGCUGUCCACGUUGCUUUGGGCACAGUAGGAGAUCAAGCAACGGCUAUCUACCUCAAUGCCGACACUCGCAUCCAGAUCUUGGACACCAUGAUGGACCUUCCUGGCGCGGACAAGGAGCAAUGUGGUGCUUUCAUUCGCGACGAGCGUGUCCUUGUCAUCUGGUCGGACAACCUCGACACUGUCAUCCCUCUGUGUUUGGAUUUCGACGACAAGCUGAUCAAGCUUGUCUGGGCUCGGCGCGGCUCGUUCGCUCUUGCGUUGUCUGCGACUUCGACGGCCUCGGUUGCGAACUCCGCUCCUGAUUCACAGUUCAAUGAAAAGGCGCAGGCAACAAAAGAGGUGGUGCUUCCCGUUCUCACGCCAAGUAAACCGGCUGCAAAGACUGGCGGCUGGCGCUCGUUAUGGGGCUGGAGAAUUUCAAACAAGCCCACUCAGGUCGAGCCCGAUCUUGAAAAGAGUGCAGCGAGCACCAGACACAUGCGCCUGUUCGGUCCUUUCUACGGUGGUCUAGGAUGUGCCUUGUCAGUUUUCUUCGUCGGUAGUGGCCUUGAGGUCUUGAUAGCGGAAUGGCGCCUCGAUCAUGACUUUACCCGAUUUGCUCUCAUGGUCACGGCGCCUUUCCUGUUCUGUGUGUCACUCUUUUUCUCCUCACAGGUUGUCACCAAUAUAUCCUACGUUCUUGGACCGGUCGCCCAGUAUCAUGAAAAUUCCAAAUACUACUCUGCGAUCAAACCGGGUCCUAAUAAGGAGGUUGAUCAACGCCUUCCCCAUGUUUCAAUUGAACUCCCUGUCUACAAGGAGAGCUUAGAUUAUACGAUAUCCCCAUCGGUGCAAUCCUUGAAGAAAGCUAUGCAGACCUAUGCUCGCCAGGGUGGCACAUCAAGUAUAUUCGUCCACGACGAUGGCAUGCAACUCCUUUCGGAGGCCGAGCGCCAGGAGCGGAUCACCUUCUACGCUGAUAACGGGAUUGGCUGGGUUGCGCGCCCCAAGCAUGAUAGCUCGCCAGGCGGCUUCCAGCGCCGUGGUCGGUUCAAAAAAGCCAGUAACAUGAAUUAUGGAUUAGCGCUGAGCUUGCGGUUAGAACAUUGGAUCCACGAGCUUGAGACGCAUACGGAGGUAUCGGCGAGAAGCAGAGAUCCUUCUGAAGCCGGAGACCAUGAUGAGGAAGAAUUAGAAGAAAAGGCUUUGAAGAUUGCCAUUGAGGAAAUCUACGAGGAGAGCGGGAAGAAGUUCAAACCAUGGGCGAGCAAUGCCAAGGCGCUUCGUAUGGGAGCAAUUAUUCUCAUUGUUGAUUCAGACACCAUCGUCCCUGAGGAUUGUUUCCGUGACGCUGCGAGAGAACUUGCCGAGUCUCCGGAGGUCGCUAUCAUCCAGCACGAAUCAGACGUCAUGCAGGUCGCUCAUCAUUACUUCGAGAACGGCAUCGCCCACUUCACGCGCAGGAUCAAUAGGUGUAUCUCAAUGGGAUGCGCCAACGGUGAGGUAGCACCCUUCGUAGGGCACAACGCUUUCUUGAGGUGGUCUGCGAUCCAGGAUGCCGCGUUCGAGGACGUCGGAGACGACAACAAGAUGAAAAUCUGGUCUGAGAGCAACGUCAGCGAGGACUUCGAUAUGGCACUGCGACUUCAGCUUCGUGGCUAUAUCAUUCGCUGGGCUACUUACUCAGAGAAAGGAUUCAAAGAGGGCGUCUCUCUCACCGCCGAUGACGAACUCAACCGAUGGCAGAAGUAUGCGUAUGGAUGUAAUGAGUUGAUCUUCAACCCUCUCAUCGACUGGUGGCGCCUUGGACCCAUCACAAAACAGCUCCGAAUUUUCUUGUGGUCUGACGCGCCAGUCCACUACAAAGUCAGCAUGAUGGCCUAUAUGUUCUCAUACUAUGGGCUGGCAAUCGGAUGUGUCUUGUCUGUUGUGAACUACAUCCUCCUCGGUUUCGCCUUCGCUGUCGACGGGUUCUACGAGCAUUCCUUCGAAAUCUGGCUUGCUUGCACGGUAGUGUUCCCAGGUGCAGGUAAUCUUGGAUUCACCUUGUUGGAGUACCGUAUCGGCCAUCGCAGUAUUUUGUCAUCUUUGGUUGAGAAUAUGACAUGGGUUCCUUUCUUCUUCUUUUUCUUUGGUGGUCUACCUAUUCAUUUGUCGCAGGCACUCCUUGCUCACCUUUUCUCGUACAACAUCACUUGGGGUGCCACCAAGAAGGAAGUCGAGCGCUCGAAUUUCUUCAUCGAGGUGCCUCGGAUCCUGAAACGUUUUGCCGUCGCAUUCAUCCUUUCGUUCAUUUGCAUCUUCGCGAUGGUGAUCCUGGCUACCACGAUCCCCCCUCUUGCCUGGAGAAUCCCAGGUUACGACUGGUCUGUCAUUCUACCUUUAGCUAUAGUUGCAGGAUGUCACAUCCUUUUUCCGAUCAUCCUGAAUCCGUACCUCAUGAUUUUCUCGUAUUGA
This is a messenger RNA of Heterobasidion irregulare TC 32-1, 2658 nucleotides long. RefSeq lists its product as uncharacterized. Lineage: Eukaryota; Fungi; Basidiomycota; Agaricomycetes; Russulales; Bondarzewiaceae. Bases 1 to 2658 code for a protein of 885 amino acids. The record is from RefSeq and is a predicted model, not a curated record. The transcript has 17 exons.